AUGUAUUUCUCUUCCCAUUCUCUUAUUGCCUCUCUGCUUUUAGUUUCUGCUGUUCAAGCAUAUCCUGGUGUUCAAGCAGACUCUGUUAGUACUGAUCUAGCUACUUCAAUAUCUGGAAUUGUUUUGGAGACUCCUUCACCUUUAGAAGGGUCCCUUGAUAACAUAGGGCUGUUUAAAUUCUUCGCAAGAGCCGCGAAGAAAACUACCGCAAAAACUACCGCAAAAACCACUGCAAAAACCACUGCAAAAACUAUUCCAAAAACAACAGAGGUUACACCAACUACUCAAAAAACCACGGCUGUAGCAACAAGUCAAAAAACUACAGCCGUGGUAAGUACGCCAACGACUACCUCCGUGAAAACUACUGAAACUCCCAUCACAAGUUCGGCAAAAAGUACCUCGAAACCAAGCACCACGAGCACUAGCUCCAAAUCUUCAGUUUCGAGCAGCAGUUCUAUUUCUACUUCAACGAGUUCAACCUCGAUAUCUAAAGUCUCAUCUUCUAAGAUUUUUUCCACCUCAUCGACCAGUGUUAGUAGCACAUCUAGCUCUGUCAAAAGCACCGGUUCUCUAUCAUCAGGAAUUAGGUCAAGCUCCAUCUCAGGCAGUGGAACUAUAACCUCCUCCUCCUCACUCACAUCCUCCAUCGCUUCGUUCUCUUGCUCUGUAUCCAAUACCGUGACCGAUAUAACCUACUUUGUCUCCCCCGCAACCAACACUCUGGGUUCCGUUACAAAACUUUCCACUAUCUCCUCCACAGUUGUGAAAACCAUCGGAUGUUCCCUCCGUCCCACAACAGUUACAUCUACCAUUUCAUCCUCUGCUUCCAUUAGCAAAAUCGUCAUUCCAACCGGAUACAGAGAUUCAAUCAUUAGUGCCGAGGCAGGAAAGGCAGCUUGGUAUCAAGCUGGUGUUUCGGGAUUUUCAAGUCAAUUGAGUGUAUAUAGUGCAGCGUCGACUAGGACAAGUGGGAUGACCACCAUGGCUUCUUCUACGGGAAGUGCUUCGAGUGUGAAAAGCGGUUCUGCUUCAUCUAGUGUUGCAAGUGUUACGGCAAAGGGAGGCAAGAGCAGUGUUUCUACUGAUGUUUCGAGUAUCACAAGUGCACCUUCUGCUUCUCAGACGGCAGCUUCGGGGGUCGUUGGGGAAAUUUCGUCACUUCUUAAUAUUUUUUAG
Molecule: messenger RNA, 1176 nt
Organism: Sclerotinia sclerotiorum 1980 UF-70
Lineage: Eukaryota; Fungi; Ascomycota; Leotiomycetes; Helotiales; Sclerotiniaceae
Exons: 1
Coding region: 1-1176 (391 amino acids)
Source: RefSeq, a predicted model, not a curated record